Molecule: messenger RNA, 1230 nt
Organism: Molossus molossus (Pallas's mastiff bat)
Lineage: Eukaryota; Metazoa; Chordata; Mammalia; Chiroptera; Molossidae
Gene: ENSA
Product: endosulfine alpha
Exons: 4
Coding region: 142-507 (121 amino acids)
Cellular component (GO): cytoplasm
Molecular function (GO): protein phosphatase inhibitor activity
Source: RefSeq, a predicted model, not a curated record
ACAGGCUAGGGCCGCCAUUUUAACUGAGCAACCCUAGUGACAGGAGCGAAGGAGCAGCGCAGGUUGUCCCCAUUUCCCCUCCCCCUUCCCUUCUCCGUUUGACUUCCCGGGCCCCCUACACUCCAAAGUCCCGGUCCCACCAUGUCUCAGAAACAAGAAGAGGAGAACCCUGCGGAGGAGACCGGCGAGGAGAAACAGGACACGCAGGAGAAAGAAGGUAUUCUCCCUGAGAGAGCUGAGGAGGCAAAGCUAAAGGCCAAAUAUCCAAGCCUAGGACAAAAGCCUGGAGGCUCCGACUUCCUCAUGAAGAGACUCCAGAAAGGGCAAAAGUACUUUGACUCAGGAGACUACAACAUGGCCAAAGCCAAGAUGAAGAAUAAGCAGCUGCCAAGUGCAGGACCAGACAAGAACCUGGUGACUGGUGACCACAUCCCUACCCCACAAGAUCUACCCCAGAGAAAGUCCUCGCUCGUCACCAGCAAGCUUGCGGGCGGCCAAGUUGAAUGAUGCUGCCCGGGGCUCCGCCAGAUCCUGAGACGCUGCCCCCCCUGGGUCCUGUGCUGGCUCCUGCCCCUCCCUGCUUUUGCAGCCAGGGCUCAGGAGGUGGCUCGGGCGCGGGCUGGAGAGGCAGAAGCCCCUGCCCGUCGGUGUCCCAGCGCAUGGAGCCCCUUGGGCUGAGCACCAAGACCUUGAACCUUUUAUGUUUUACCUUUCUUCCAAAUAACUAUUGGGAGAAAUCUUAGUGAAAUCCUGGGGGGCGGGGUGGAGUUGGGAGGAUUGUUUGAGAGGGUGGGUGGGAGAUUCAGGGGAAUAUGAAUUAGGGCUUGGAGUUGAUAACAUUCCUGACUAUCCUUCUUAACCAUGUAGCUGGUGUGGGGUGGGUGUGAGGGGAAGGAAGUGGAGUAAAUUAAAGAUGUGGGGUUCCAAUUUAGCUCUGUAGAAAAAUACUGUGUUUUCUUGGAUAUAGCUGGGGACCUGGUAUCAGAUAAAAGAAACUGUCCAUCUAAAUAUGACAGAUGCAAACAGCUCCUCUGGUUCUGCAGAGCAAGCUGAGAAUGCAAUUAAUGUCAAUUCCUUUUUUAAAAAUGUUGUCCUUGAAACAGAUUUACUGUGGGGAGCAGGGCAGUGAGUAAGGGGAAAGGGGGUCAUGAGCAUGGGGAGCUCCACAGAGCCCAGGGGACUUUUUCAUUAUUUGGAAUUUUUUAAAAAAGGAUGAAAAAACCCAACCCA